Molecule: messenger RNA, 519 nt
Organism: Pieris macdunnoughi
Lineage: Eukaryota; Metazoa; Arthropoda; Insecta; Lepidoptera; Pieridae
Source: the annotation of a GenBank genome assembly
AUGGUAAAAAGUUCAAGUGCAGCCGGUGUUUACGCUUUGAAUCCUGCUAAGCCUUGCGUGAAUGGAUACUUGUGGAGCAUUCUACGGGAAAUAAGAGUACCGCUACAUCUUGUCCUAUUCAUCGCAAACUUAUACCAAGAUGGUAAGUCUAAGGUGAGAGUUAAUGACGUGGUUGUUGUGGUCGACGUGGUGUUGCAAGCCAAACAAGGGAAAUUAUUCCAAAGAGUUGAAUUUGAAAGCAGACGGGUUGGACUCGCCAUCAAUAAGUCCAAAACGAACGUGAUGCUUAUCGACAGAACUGGUAAAUUAGCUAAGACUGGACCGUGGACCGCUAAAAUAACAAACCAAUCUAUCUUAGAUCAACUCAAAAUUCGUACGAGACUCACAACUACAUGCUAUAAAAGAGUUCUAACUUACUUUGGUCUUAUUGCCCGUCGCAAACCAGAUAACCUAGACAAGCUGUUUAUCGUCGGCAAGGUGGAAGGCAAAAGUCUCCCUAUAACAGCUGCGCUAGGGUAA